GAUCCCCCCGGAAGACCUGGAGGAAGUGGCUGGGGGGAGAUGGAAGUCUGGGCAUCCCUGCUAAAGCUACUGCCCCUGCCACCCGACCUCAGAUAAGCGGCCGAGAGUGAACCAUGCUGCUUCAAGCCCAGCGCGCGUCAGUAUUCACCUUCCAGUCGGCCGUGCACAGCGCUCACGUGCUGCAGUGUCUCGACGAGCAGCGGCGGCGGGACGUCCUGUGCGAUGUGACCGUGGUGGUGGAGGGCCGCGGCUUCCGAGCCCACGCCGCCGUCCUGGCCUCGUGCAGCGAGUACUUCCACGGCCGCGUCGUCGCCGCCGACUCCAAACUCAAUGCCGUCGUCGCCCUCCCGGAUGAGGUGACAGUGCAGGGCUUCGAAGCGUUGCUCCAGUUCGCCUACACAUCCAAGCUGCUCUUCACCAAAGCAAACAUCCACGAGAUUCAAAGCUGUGCCAAAUUCCUGGGCUUUCGCAACCUGGAGGCGGCAUGCUUCGAUUUCCUCAUCCCCAAGUUUUCCGAACGCAAAGCGCAGGAUGUCAAGCCGAAGGUCUGCUGUCAGGGUCGCGAGGAAAGGCUGCGCAGCUCGGACUUGCGAACGGACCUCCCGCCUCUCUUCCCUCCUGUCGCGCCGCCUCCGACUCGCGACUUGUGUUUGGAAACCUGCGGGCCGCAGAUGGCUUCCUUAUCUCUGGAUUUGUCGGCCAACGUUGUGUGUCCGAUGUUGUCUCUUCCCGAUCCGGACGAAGCGGGUCGUGCCUCUCGGAUGUGUGCGGAAGACAUUUUGGCCGUGGAGGACGUUUGCGGUCCGAGCCAGUUGGGUCUGCCGGAGUUGCCGUGCGAGCUGUCGGCGGCGGAGCACGUGGAUCCGCGAGACCUGAUCGAGCCCGGGGAGAGUCUUGACGUGGACUGUGGCCUCGCUUCUUGUCCCGGUGCCGAAGGUUGCGCUCAGUUAUUAGAGAAGUCGGGCAAAGAUGAGGGAUUUUCUGAGAGGAGCAGAGAGGAAAGGGAAGUGGCCGAGCAUCUGGCCAAGGGAUUUUGGUCAGUCCUGUGCGCGCCGUCUCAGCCUCAGACUCUCCCCCCCUUGGAUCAGAACAAUCUUGAGAAGGCCCCCUCGGACUUCCAUUGGCUCAAACAGCUGGACCUCACCUCCAAUCCGGCCGACUGUCCUUUCCUCAGGGAACUCGACGCGGGUGACGAGCCAAAAUCGCGCACCGACACGCUGUCCCAGUCAGAGAAGAGCCCCUGCAUAUCCUCAGUCAACUCGGCCGAGGACUCCGAUAUGGACACCGACGGAGAUUCGGAGGCCAACAGCAGGAGAGCGGCCGAGAUUCAGCUGCCGUUCCCAGUGGAGAACAUCUCCACCCUGAGCCGCAGCGCCUUCCAGCAGCUUCUCAAGCACCAUCCCAUGACUCCCGAGCAGCUGGAGUUCGUUCACGACGUCCGCCGUCGGAGUAAAAACCGCGCGGCGGCGCAGCGGUGCAGAAAGAGGAAGAUGGACAGCAUACAUCAUCUCGACUGUGAAAUCAAAACAUUAAAGAGCGAGAAGGACAAGCUGCUUCAUGAGCGCGCAGAACUGGAGCAGAACCUGGAGGAAACCCGCCAGAGUCUCUGCAGGCUGUGCAAGAGCGUCAGCGCCGAGCCCACCUCAGAACAGGACCACCUGCACUUCCUGGCCAAGCUCUCGGCGCCGGAGUUCCCCUUGUCGCCGCACCUCGCUGAUAAAGAUGCGUGAAGCCGCAUUGAAAAGCAGUAAGUUUAGAGUCUCCGGGGUGGACGUCCUUCUCAUUUCCAAUCAUUCAUAUCCGGGGAAUUGCCUUUUUUUGUAAUAACAAACUGUAGUUAUUCCCACACGGAUUUUGCUUUUGCUGCAUUUUAAAUGAACACCAACAUGCGUGUGAAUUUUACUGUAGAAUAGUUACGAGCGUGCUAAUAACCGUACAAUAGGCAUCUGUUGUUUAAUUUCUCAGGAAAAGACUCAAGCUGAUCCCUACACCCGCACGUUAACUGAUCACCCUUAAAAAAAAAAAAAAAAAAUUGUAUUACUGUCCAGUGUUAUUUUAUUGUACCACUAUGCUGUGUCACUAAACAAAUAUGCAAAGCACUAACUGAACCUUUUAUGUUAGAAUACUGUCACUGCUAACACACAUUGUUGGUAGUAUUGUUUAAAAAAAAAUGCAUGGCUUGAUGAGAAAUAGUUCUUCGUACCUGAAAAUGGGUACACGAGAGAAAAAGAUGCCAUUUAAUGCAAAUUGUGCCUUAUCCAUUUUUUUUCCCUUGAAAUUCUAAAGCACUGUUGCACAUUAACUCAGAGCCUUUAUUGACAUCUGCAUACGGAGUAUUUUUUAUCAAAUGCUUUCAUUUUAAUAAAGCUCUUUUGUGUACAAGUUGCUCCUGUUAAAUCUAAAAAUGUACAGUAGCACAGCCGGGCCUGCAGGUGGUAGUGCAAGUCAACUAUUCUAUUAAUAAUUGACUGAAACGUAUUCAAGUGCAAGGAUUGUAAGUUAUAAACAUUGUAAUUCACAGUGACAAAAGAAUUCCUCCAAACUAUAUAUUUGUAAAUAUUACACAAGGCUGGUACAUUGUGAUUUUCACUGGUCAUUUUAAGGAAGUGAAAACAUUGUAACCUUUUGAAAAUGCUGACAUCAGAACAAACUCAGGCAGGAUUGGAAAGUGAGAAGUCAAAGUACAUUCCGCUACACUAUGGUCAAACUCCGAAUCAUCGCUCAGGAAUAGUUAGUUCAAUGCAGAAGGAGUCUUGCCAACAAAUGUCGCAAUUUAUUGGCAUGACAGUAGCUUUACUUGUUCUAUUAUUUUCGAUGUUUCGGAUUUUAUUUAUGACUGGCUGUCAUUUUUUAAAAGGCAACCAGCCAAAUAAGUCAUGACAAAUAAAGCAGCACUGAAAAAAAAAAAAAACAAUCAUUGUACUAAAGCCUUUCUAAAAUUUC
Phycodurus eques (leafy seadragon) is the source of this 2943-nucleotide messenger RNA. RefSeq names its product transcription regulator protein BACH1-like. Gene Ontology annotation, biological process: regulation of transcription by RNA polymerase II. Lineage: Eukaryota; Metazoa; Chordata; Actinopteri; Syngnathiformes; Syngnathidae. Gene Ontology annotation, molecular function: RNA polymerase II cis-regulatory region sequence-specific DNA binding; DNA-binding transcription factor activity, RNA polymerase II-specific; protein binding. The transcript has 5 exons. The record is from RefSeq and is a predicted model, not a curated record. The coding region runs from base 114 to 1730 and encodes 538 amino acids.